AUGCCAAUCGGUGCGCCUUGUUACGAAAACUCUUCCAGUUUUAACCAGCAAGACUGUCAAGUCGUCCAAGAAAUUGCCAGUAACAGUACCGCCAGAGGAGCAUGGUACGGGCAAACUUAUUGGCUCAAUUGGGAGUCCUGUGGGAACCUGGGUUGUGCAUUACUUGAAGACAACCCGACUGAGAACCUAUAUGGAGCCUGCUCCCUUGGCAGACUUGCAUCAUACUAUGUCGACGUUGAGCAUGCCUUCCACAUCUCAGAAUCACUUCGUUUUGCCAAAGCCCACAACAUCCGAAUUGGUAUUAAAAACACAGGCCACGACUUCUUUGGACGAUCUUCGGUGCCGAAUUCACUUGCUAUCUGGACACACAACCUGAAAACACUCGAGUACCACGAAAAUUUCACAGCGCACAACUGUUCGUCGCUAAGCAACCAGUAUAUCGGAGAGCUGGGCGCAGGAAUUAUUGCAGGUGAGGCAUAUGAGUUCUUCCAUGCCCAAGGAAUGGAUAUCACGGGCGGCUAUGAGCAGUCCGUUGGACUCGCUGGCGGCUUCGCUCAGGGGGGAGGCGUAGGAUCAUUCACUACGACAUAUGGUCUGAUGGCUGACAACGCCGUCGAAUUCGAAGUUGUAACCGCAGACGGUGAGAUACGCACCAUCAACAAGUGUAAUGAUGCCGAGCUUUUUUGGGCCAUGCGCGGAGGGGGCGGUGGCACUUUUGCCAUUCUCACCAAGUAUCGAGUCCAGCUCUAUCCGUCUCUGCCUAUUCACGUCUACAAAUUCACAGCCAAUUUCACAGGAAUUGGACCCAAUAUUACAGCGACGAAAAACACUGCUCUUCGCGAAAUUAUGACUGCUCAUGCAAGGCUUCAGUCCUCUUGGUCACAGCAGCUUGUUACGGGACAAGUUGAAUACUUCCCCAAUCGCUUUACCGCCAGCUUAGUGCUGCUCUACGAUGAUGAUGGCUCCAAGUUGAAAUCUGUCACUGCAUCCUUUGCGCAUUUUCUUGCUAAAAGAACUGAUCUUUCUAUCAGUGAGAAUGGCUACAUUUCCUACGAUAGUUACGCCUCUUAUCUCGACGUUACUGCGGCCGACGCACGCGUCACUGAGCCAGCUGGAAUAUUCUCUCAGCUGGCAUCCAGGUUGAUACCACGCGACGUGUUCGAGUCUUCACAAAGUAUAGACGCCUUAGUGGAUGGCGUCAUCCAUGGAAUUGCCACAGCAAGAAGCUUCCUUGAUCUUACUGGCACGCAAGUCGUCUUGGAAACACCUCUAUCCAAUGCCGACUUGGACCAGGAAACAUCAGUAAACCGCGCCUGGCGUGACUCGCUCUGGCAUGUCAUUCAUGUGGGCGAGUGGCUGCAACCUCUUGGAGCCGAGCGCUCUGAAAAGAUGACGGAAGGCUUCCUAGAGAUGCUCAAACCACUGAAGCAGCUUAGCCCUGGCGGUGGUGCGUAUCUCAACGAGGCGCAUUGGGGAGAACCGGACUGGCAGAAAACCUACUUUGGCACCUUUUACCACAGGUUACUAGCGAUCAAGAGCCUGUAUGAUCCUACCCAUGUCUUUGAUUGCUACAAAUGUGUCGGAUGGAGAGGGGACCAAGAGUAG
Messenger RNA from Ascochyta rabiei, 1605 nucleotides. RefSeq lists its product as uncharacterized. Lineage: Eukaryota; Fungi; Ascomycota; Dothideomycetes; Pleosporales; Didymellaceae. Gene Ontology annotation, molecular function: oxidoreductase activity; FAD binding. The transcript has a single exon. The record is from RefSeq and is a predicted model, not a curated record. Bases 1 to 1605 code for a protein of 534 amino acids.